AUGAAAGUUCAUAGGUUGUUGCUUCUCGGCACUACUGUGUCUGCAAUUGCGGUCAAAAGCGAGUUAAACAAGAAUGAGACAACCCAGGUCGACGCCAAAGGCUCAGAUAAGAUGAAGAUCAAACAUCUGUUUGCAUUUCCAAUUUUCAAAUUCAAGCUCAAGUUACCGUUCCAAAAUACUUCCCCAAAUUCAAUACCUACAGGACAAGUAGGAAGUGUAGAAGAGGGCGGCAAAGCCUCGUCCGUCGCCAAAGAUUGGUCGUUUCAAUCAGAUGCCACUGAAACACCAGGUAACAAGGAAAUCGCCGAUAAUGAUAAUGAUGAUGAAGAUACAGAAUGUGAUGGGGCCGAGAAGGAUGAACAUUCACUGCCUUUGACUCCUCCAUCUAAAGGUUUUGGUGAUAUGUUUAUGGAGAUGAUGAACGUUGGAAAAGACUUGACAAUGGAAAAGAUAGAAGUGUUGAAGGAUGUAUUGUUCUUGAUUGAUCGGAUUAAAGAGGAAACUGAAACGACGGGUGAAGAGAGUGCUACUGAAAACGGAGAUUCCGAGUCAAAUAAACCAGAGGAUACUCAAGAAAGUGGAGAAGAUGCAUCUGCAAAUGGAGAAAGCAAUAUUUCACCAUCAGUGGAAACUCAGGGAUCUCAAGAUGCAAAAAUCGAUGUUUGGAGACUCUCUGCUGAACAGGGUCAAAAACUUAAGUUGCUGAAAAGACAUGACAUAACUCCUGAAGACUUGAGCAACGUGGUCAAGCUCGGUGAUUUAAAAAAUUUUUUGAGAAAGAGCAAGUCUAAAGGUGACAACAAGGAGGAGGAAGAAGAGGACGAUACUGACGCAGGCUACCCAAGCGACCCAUUAGUCAAGCGUAAAGAGGAUGAUGGCAAAUCAAGCUUUGAUAUUAAUGAUUUUAAUAAGUUGAAGGGCAAGCUUGGCUUGUCUGGUAAGAAAGGGGAUGACGGCGAUUCAAAUUCCAAAGUAAAGAACAUCUUCAAGAAAGUUGGAGAUCAAAAGAAACAAACGGAGGAGAAGGAAGACAACGGAAGCCGUAAAAUCAAAUCACAUUUUAAAAAAGCUCCACCAACUAUCACAACAACAUUACGCACCACUAUUACGACCGUCUUGGAGUCGGAGACAGAUACGCUGGAUGAGGAUUGUCCUAAAAACAAAAUGCAAACUAAGCCAAAAACCUACCCUUACUUGCAUCCUAAGGGAGAAGAAUAUCCCGAUGGGUUAUACGAUGGUGCCGAGUCUUCUUCAAACAAAGAAGAUUGUGAUGGCGAUGAAUCCAUGAAUGUGCCAAUCAACUUGAGAGAAAAAGGGGCUCUUCGCAGUCUCAGCAUCAGAUCAGACAAAGCAGAAGGUAACAUCCAGGUAGAUGAGAUUGUCUUUUUAAAACGCGACGACGAUAAUGAAUGGGUGUCCGAUUAUCCAGAGAUUGCGGAAACCCCCACGAACGGAAGCCACAAAGACUUUGAAGACUCUGACUCUGACGAUAAUGAUGAUGAUGAUUAUCAUGACGUAGAAGAAGAUAAUCUGGGAAAGAAGGAAAGCAAAUGGUCCUGGAAGUCGAUUUUUGGUUUUGGGGGUAGCAAGAGCAAAGAAGAGCCGACUUCAGAUGAUACUACGUUUGAGUCGAAUUGGUUGUUGAGAAAGAAAUUGAGAUCAAAGAAAAGAAAGCUGAAAACAGUACCUACGCCAACAACAACAACAACUACAAUCUUGAACAGCCCCAAGCCAACUGAAGCUGGAACUGAUGACGACGACGAAGAUGACCCUGAUUGCCCCAAAGAGAAAAAGGAAAGACUUAGAGAAGAGAAGGAGGAGAAACUCAGGAAGGAAAAGGAAGCAUUAAAGAACGAUAAGGAAGCACUCAAAAGUGAAAAGAAAUUACUUAAAGAGAAAUUGAAGAAAAUUCCGAAGUCAGAGAACAAGAUGGAACCAAAAAAAAUUACGUCCACAGGCAAUGGUAAGAGUGAGAAACCGCCAAUGAGUGAAAUCGUUCUCAAGGGCCCUUCUGCAAAGCUGAAGCCUGUACCAAGCACCUUUACUCCUGUUAGUUCGGUAACCUCCGAAAAGCUGAAGAAUCUCAUGCUUCUUAUCCCAGACGACGGAGAUGCCAAGCUUUUGUCUCCCGAAGAGUUUGUUAGUGUGGCACCAGACUUUGAUCAAGCAUUAGUUGUGAAAGUUGCUUACAAGACUAUUCAAACUGCGUACAAUAUUGCAAACGAGAAGCAAUCAGCCGCAAGCAGCAACGUAGCAGAUGGCACUGAUGACGGAAUCGGAGAAUCACUUAGUCGUGAGCAUAUCACAAAGGAGAAGAAUAAUUCAGUGGAGAUGGCAUUCAAAAAUCGAAAGGUUAUUAAAGAUACAGUAACAAAAUUAUUCGAAGAGAAUAACGAAAGCGUUGACGGCUUUGGUUCUAACUGGGGUGCGUUCGAUGAAGAGGAUAGCUCUACAAACUUUGAAGGUUAUGAUUCAUUUGAAGCACAUCAAGCUAUUCCCUUCAAUGGCUUUGAUGUCGAUGGAGGAAUUGAAAAAGUGUUUGCGACUUUAAAACAAUCCGGAUUGAUUAAUGACAUUCUUAAUUUGUCUUUGAAGGAUAAAAUAGUUAGAAGCUCGUUGAUGGGUUUGACAAUUGAGAAGAUUAAAAAUGAACAAAUUCCCUGGGAUGAGUUGUUGAUGGCAUCUCAAGCCCAUGGGUUGAAUAUUGAUGUGGAUAAGGUGACAUUUGCGAAACCAGAAAUUGGCAAACUUUUAUCAAAAUUUGUCUUGGAUGUAAUUCCUUUCCUUGUUCAGAAAGGGUAUUUAGCCCGCUUGGAUGUUAUUCAAAAGUUGCCGAUUAAAGAAGACCAACCGAGCCAUGAGAAACCAGCAGACGAUACUGAAAGAUCAUUGGAAAUUGGCCUAGUCGAUCACAAUGAUGCCGGGCAUGAAUCUCGUCAUGUCAAGUUGGAAAAAGGGCAUCAAGAAAAGCACCAAUAUCUCAAGAACUUUAACCUGACAAAUGAUCAUACCUUGGAGCGCCAUGAAGAAAAGAAUAAAAAGUUUGAAAAAGAAGAUCAUGUCAAACACUUUUCAGGACAAAAGUUUGAGAAAGGUGGUCACGAAAAUCAAUACAGCGAUAUAAUGACCGAACAAUCUGAAAAGGUAAAAGAUGAAGAUGCUAUUCACAAGGAGGGCACUAAGAAUGAAGCUUUGCAUCACCACAAAGAAAGGUAUCAUGAGUCAGCGAAAUUGGGUCAAUCAAAAGAGGAACGUUUCGAAAGUGAUCGCCAUGAGCAAAGAAAGGAAAAAUUUGAGCAAGAUUACCAAUUGGGUAGUGUUACUAAUGCCAUUAGAACUAAGCGUGAUGAAAUUGUCCACUAUGAAGAGAAUUUUCACGAUAAUGUGAAUGAAAAGCAUCAUUUUGAUUUACUGGAACUGUUUGUUGAUGGCGCCUCAAAAUACAAUAAGCAACACCACAAGGAGGAUAAUCUCGGUUUGAAUAAGGAUCAUCAUGAGUUGAAUCAUCAUGAGGAAGAUCACAAAAAUGGUGACUACGUGAAAGAUAUCCACGAACUUGAUCGCAUUGUUGCUGAAAAAGAACAUCAUAAAGAUUACCUUCAUGACUCAAAUCACAGAAAAAGACACGAAAUUGAUCAUUACGAAGAAGAUAAUCACAAGGAAGUCACUGAACACCAUGAAUCUAGCUUUAGCGAGAAGAUGAAUGAUGGUUCUGAAACACAUGAGAAACAAUCACACAAUGAAGAUAAUUAUGGACUAAUUAAGGAUGAGCGCGAAUUGAAUCAUCAUGAGAAAAGUCAUGGAGAUACUAAAGUAUCCAAAGACAUUCACAGUAUAGAUCAAUACAUUGCUGAAAAGGAACACCACAAGAAUCAUGAAAAGGGUUUGACUCACGAAGUACGCCUCGGUCGUCGUGAUGAUGACCCUCACCAUCGAGAUAAAUUAACAUUGGAAAAGAGUUUAAAAUCAUCCACUUCAUUUGCUAACGAAAGCGAUAAAGAUCACUACGAAUCAAAUCGCACUUUGGGGGGUCAACGCCAUUCGAAAGAACAUUAUGCUAAAGAACAUCAUGAAAAGGAACGCCAUGAAACUGCACCUGGUGUAGAACAAUAUGAAAAGGAGAAGCAUGAAAAGGAAGAACAUGCUAAGGAAAAUCAUGAAUUGGGACCACAAGAGCAUGAACAUAUCGUGAAGGAGCAUGGCAAAGUUGGUGAUAAACUGGCAUUGACUGAUGUUGUUGGUGUUGAGAAGGAGUCUGAGUUGAAUCUGAAGGCAAAUACGCAACUUCAAGUUACUCCACCUAUUCCUGGUCAAGUUGUCCUUCCUGCCAUAGGAUAG
Messenger RNA from Lodderomyces parapsilosis, 4338 nucleotides. RefSeq lists its product as uncharacterized. The coding region runs from base 1 to 4338 and encodes 1445 amino acids. The transcript has a single exon. Lineage: Eukaryota; Fungi; Ascomycota; Pichiomycetes; Serinales; Debaryomycetaceae. The record is from RefSeq and is a predicted model, not a curated record.